AUGAAUUUUUUUGGGUAUGAUGUGAAUAGGCUGGAGGGGAAAGUAGCAUUGAUAACCGGAGCAGCAAGUGGUAUUGGAGAGUGUACUGCGAAACUCUUUGCUGAACAUGGGGCAAAAAUCGUCAUUGCGGACAUCCAAGACGAACUCGGUCAAGCGGUUUGUGAGGCCAUUGGCUCAUCAAACUCCAUGUAUGUUCAUUGUGAUGUCACCUGUGAAGAAGAUGUAAAAAAUGCGAUAGAUAUUGCAGUUGCCAUGUACGGGAAGCUUGACAUAAUGUUCAAUAAUGCAGGGAUAACGGACCCUAACAAGGUACGUCUCAUCGACAAUGAAAAAACAGACUUUGAGCAUGUGCUAAAUGUGAAUGUCACUGGCGUCUUUUUGGGUAUGAAGCAUGCUGCUAGGGUUAUGAUUCCAGCACGAAAUGGCUCAAUAAUAUCAACCGCCAGCGUUUGUUCAAACAUUGGUGGGGUGAGCACACAUGCUUACACUUGCGCUAAACAUGCCAUAGUCGGUUUGACCAAGAAUAUAGCAGUGGAGCUUGGACAAUUUGGCAUCAGAGUUAAUUGUGUGUCACCUUACGGAAUGGCUACACCAAUGGCGACAUAUUUCACUGGGCUCGAAGGGGAAGCUAUUGAGAACAUGGUGAACUUACUUGGCAACCUUAAAGGUGUGACACUUAAAACAGAUGAUGUUGCUAAAGCUGCCCUUUUUUUGGUGAGCGAUGAGGCUCGAUACAUUAGCGGGCAUAACAUGCUUAUUGAUGGUGGGUUCAGCAUCGUUAAUCCAUCAUUCGGCAUGUUUAAAUAUCCAGAGAAUUCUUAAA
Messenger RNA from Cynara cardunculus var. scolymus (artichoke), 823 nucleotides. Its product is annotated as secoisolariciresinol dehydrogenase-like. The transcript has a single exon. Gene Ontology annotation, molecular function: oxidoreductase activity, acting on the CH-OH group of donors, NAD or NADP as acceptor. NCBI's taxonomy places the organism in Eukaryota, Viridiplantae, Streptophyta, Magnoliopsida, Asterales, Asteraceae. The record is from RefSeq and is a predicted model, not a curated record. The coding region runs from base 1 to 822 and encodes 273 amino acids.